Messenger RNA from Exophiala bonariae, 813 nucleotides. RefSeq lists its product as uncharacterized. The record is from RefSeq and is a predicted model, not a curated record. The transcript is spliced from 2 exons. NCBI's taxonomy places the organism in Eukaryota, Fungi, Ascomycota, Eurotiomycetes, Chaetothyriales, Herpotrichiellaceae. The coding region runs from base 1 to 813 and encodes 270 amino acids. Gene Ontology annotation, biological process: protein folding; protein import into mitochondrial matrix. Gene Ontology annotation, molecular function: protein-folding chaperone binding; adenyl-nucleotide exchange factor activity; protein homodimerization activity. Gene Ontology annotation, cellular component: PAM complex, Tim23 associated import motor.
AUGCUGCGAAAACAGCUCCUACGGCAAUCGCGUGCCAUUUCGCAGUCCAUCAAGAGCACUCCCACAUCAACAUCAGCAACGCCAUCUCUAUCACAAUCCCUCCUCCACCGAUCAGCACCAUUCUCCGGUGCAUCACUCGCCACCAAGACUCGAGUAGCCACACUACCAACAUACCAGUCGUCACAGAUCCUCGGGCGGAGAUGGCAGUCGACCGACUCGGCAACACAGACACCCGACGCUGCAGCCUCGGAGACGAAGUCUGAUGGGACAGCAGCAACCGAAGCACCAAAGGAGGAUCCUCUGAAAGUGGAGCUCGAAAAGAAGAACAAGGAGGUGAUCGACUUGAAGGACAAAUAUCUCCGCUCCGUGGCCGACUACCGCAACCUCCAGGAACGCACCAAGCGCGACAUGGAUUCCGCGAAGCAAUUCGCCAUCCAACGCUUCGCAACCGACCUCCUCGACAGCAUCGACAACCUAGACCGAGCACUGAUCUCCGUGCCCGCGGACUCGGUAUCGGCCUCGCCUCCCGCCUCCGCAACACCGGACCACAAAAAGGACCUGCUGAGUCUGUAUUCCGGCCUGAAGAUGACGGAGGAGAUCCUGCUGGGCACGCUGAAGAAGCAUGGCCUCGAGCGAUUCGAUCCGACGGAAGGCGAGGGACGGAAAUUCGACCCGAAUACCGAUGAGGCAACUUUCUUCACCAAGGUCGAGGGCAAGCAGGACGGUGAGGUGUUUUUCGUGCAGAGUAAGGGGUUCAAGUUGAAUGGGAGGGUUAUUCGCGCGGCGAAGGUGGGUGUCGUUAAGAACUCGUAA